UUCUGUGUCUACAGUAUGUCUGUCAUCCUGACAGGAGAGAGUGGUUGUGUGUCUGUCAUCCUGACAGGAGAGAGUGGUUCUGUGACUGUGGAUUCCCUGCAGUCCCAGGUGUCUCUGUCCAAGCUGUCCUCGGGGGCCACGUACGAGGUCAGUGUGAUGUCCACCAUGGGGAAGAGAGAGAGUGAUCCCCUCAUUGCCAUCAUGACCACAGUACCUGCCCCUCCAACUGUUCUCCAAGCAACUAACGUAACAGAUACCAAGGCAGUGCUGCAAUGGACCCCCGCCAUGGGCCAAGUAGACCGCUUCAUCAUCAGUUAUGAGUCUGCAAAAACUCCCAAUGUAACAGUGACAGUGAUGGUGUCUGGUAACUCAGUAGAGCAGCAGCUGAGAGGGCUGCAGAGAGACACCGUGUACACAGUCAAAGCCCUGAGUCAGAAAGACAGUCUGCAGAGCACAGCCAUCACUACCACCUUCACAACGGCUAGUGCUGUAAAGGCCGGUGAGGUGGGCGCUCGUUCUGCUGUUGUAUCAUGGAAAUCCCCCAGUGUUGCGUUCAGCAGAUACAGAGUGACCUAUCAGACGGCAGGAGAGGAGGUCAAGGAGGUGAUUCUGGACUCCACGGUGACGGAGUACAAGCUGACUGGACUGUUCUCUAUGUCUAAGUACACGGUGCUGGUACAGGGAGAGAGAGAGGGGCAGUACACAUCUAUUGUCACCACUGAGUUUAUCACAGGAAAACUGCGCUUCCCAUUCCCCACGGAGUGUUCCCAAGAGCUGCUGAACGGAGCACUCCAGUCAGGAGAGGUGGAUCUUUACCCAGAGGGCAAGGAAGGGAAGGCAGUCAGAGUCUACUGUGACAUGGAGACUGAGGGAGGAGGCUGGACGGUGUUCCAGAGGAGAAUGAACGGGAAGACAGAUUUCUUCAGAACCUGGAGUGACUACACUAAUGGCUUUGGAAACCGUAGCGAGGAGUUCUGGCUCGGUAAUGAGCUGCUUCACAACCUGACCAGCAUGGGCCCAGUGAGCCUGAGAGUGGACCUGCGUUCAGGCAACGAUACGGCCUACGCCCAUUACUCCAGCUUCACCAUCGACUCAGUGGACAAACACUACGCCAUCGAGGUGUCUGGAUACACCGGCACUGCAGGUGACUCCAUGAGGUACCACAACGGGCGCCCAUUCUCCACCAGAGACAAGGAACCCCACCCCCUGGGCAUCCACUGUGCCAGGGCCUACAUGGGCGGCUGGUGGUACAAAAACUGCUACAAGACCAACCUCAACGGCCUCUAUGGCACCAACAGCAACAACCAGGGUGUGGUGUGGAUAGACUGGAAGGGCAAAGACUCGUCCAUUCCCUUUACUGAGAUGAAGUUCCGCCCGGCCGGGAUCUCCGUCACAACCCACGGAUAAGACUGUCCUCUGACUCGUCCACCCCUAAACCCUUUCUUUGAGAAACAGGAAAGUGGAGCACCAAGAGACCAUAAACGUGUGGAUGUCGCACUUCCUGCAUCUCAAAUUCCGCCUCAACUUGCAUGUCCAGUGGUCUUAACAGCCGUCACGACAGACAGCGUAUCAGUCUGUACUUGUACUGUACAGAGCAGUGCACCAGGCUCCUGUUCUGUACCUUUAUCAUGCUGUCUCUCUCAGCUGUAUCUGUAGACAGGAAAUAUUUGUGAUUGCAGCAUUUUGUAUAAUAUUGUUUUAUGACCCAACUCUUACCGUCUCCAACUCAAUGACUGUUCUACUGCUCUGACCCCAAAGCAUCUCUACCUGAUGCACAUCACAAGGUUACCACCCCACUACUACUGUAAUAAAACAUGCACUGUCUCACUCUAUUGCAAUAAAUGAGGCACAUGAAUGCCUGGAUGGAGA
This is a messenger RNA of Oncorhynchus kisutch (coho salmon), 1869 nucleotides long. It is a transcript of the gene tnxba, whose product is annotated as tenascin XBa. Gene Ontology annotation, molecular function: protein binding. The transcript has 10 exons. Lineage: Eukaryota; Metazoa; Chordata; Actinopteri; Salmoniformes; Salmonidae. Gene Ontology annotation, biological process: neuron projection development; regulation of cell adhesion. Bases 16 to 1407 code for a protein of 463 amino acids. The record is from RefSeq and is a predicted model, not a curated record.